Messenger RNA from Caenorhabditis briggsae, 492 nucleotides. Bases 1 to 492 code for a protein of 163 amino acids. The record is from RefSeq and is a predicted model, not a curated record. Lineage: Eukaryota; Metazoa; Nematoda; Chromadorea; Rhabditida; Rhabditidae. The transcript has a single exon.
AUGUCCCCAUUCCCACAAACUAUGUCUUCUGAAUCCUCUACUGCCUUCCAGAAGACCAUGGAUUCAAAGUAUGGGUUGUGUAUCUCUCCCUCGUCGUCUUCAUCGUCUGAAGAUGAAAGCAUCCACCCGACUUCCCGCCUUCGUCCAUCGGAACUUGCCAGAAUGGCGAGAAGAAGAAGAAACCGCGAGUUCAGAGAUGAAAAGGAUCUUCGCAAAGAGAUUCUUCACGAUUCUGUCCUCAAGAAAGUCCGCCGGUACGAGAAAGAGUGCUCCGAAACUCGAAAGAAGAGGCAGGAUGUUAUUAAGGAGCAGAGAAGCCAGAAGAGGAAACACCAGAUGACAACGGAGGAGACCGAUUCCAAGAAGACUCACGACGCCGCAGAAUACCACGGAUCGCAAGCCAAGCAGCAGAAUACCAGUACAACCGACUCCUAUGAUCCGUUCGACAUGAAGUCCUUCUUCCAACGUCUUGACGCCAGAAUGCUCUACUAA